AGCUAUACAUAUAUAAGAACCCGACCCGUUUCUAGUCGACAGUUUAGUGUGAGCUUCCAGUUACAUUCAUCCGAACGUUGACAGCGCGUUUGUCUUUUGUGCUAAGAGCAAAACAACACAAGCUAAUUUUCAACAUGAACCGCAUCAUCAUCGCCCUGACUGCCGUCUUUGCGUGUGCCUCGGCCCAAGUCUUCCUGAACCAACCGAUCCCGCUCGCGCUUCACCAACCGGCUCGCGAGGCUUCUCUGGCCCAUCCGGCAGUGGUGGAAAAUGCACUGCACGAAGCCCAGUAUCCGGAUCAGUUCCGCAACAACUUCUACAAAAACCCCCACAUUGCCGAUGCACUUGCCAAGCAGUCGUGGUUCGGCGACAAGGAGAUGCCCGUCUUUGAGCGUGAAGCAGACAAAAUCCCGCGCGAUCGUAUCGUGAAGAUCUUCAAGAAUGCCGGAUUUGUGCGACGGCGCUAAACCGUGCGCGCAAUGUGAUCCAUUGUGACGCAACGACCCGUGAUCAGUUCAAUGAUCAACGUGUACCGGAUUGCAAUGCCAACGAUGGUCGAUAAAUGCUCAACUUGCCACCUGUAACAAUUGCUUAGUUUCUGUGCAUUCUAGGGGAAACAUUUCUACCUUCCGCGGGAAUGCUUGUGAUGAUCGUGUCUAUUUUUCAUGUGUAAAUAGUCGUUAAUUUAUUGUGCCAAUAAAUUAUUUAUUAUGAGUUCAA
Anopheles funestus (African malaria mosquito) is the source of this 720-nucleotide messenger RNA. RefSeq lists its product as uncharacterized. The record is from RefSeq and is a predicted model, not a curated record. Bases 135 to 467 code for a protein of 110 amino acids. The transcript is spliced from 3 exons. Lineage: Eukaryota; Metazoa; Arthropoda; Insecta; Diptera; Culicidae.